Molecule: messenger RNA, 2225 nt
Organism: Microcebus murinus (gray mouse lemur)
Lineage: Eukaryota; Metazoa; Chordata; Mammalia; Primates; Cheirogaleidae
Gene: SERPINB1
Product: serpin family B member 1
Biological process (GO): negative regulation of endopeptidase activity; negative regulation of interleukin-1 beta production
Molecular function (GO): serine-type endopeptidase inhibitor activity
Source: RefSeq, a predicted model, not a curated record
UCCCCGCCGGCUCCGCCCCGCCCUUCCGCACUUUAGGGCCGCGGCGCGGGCGCUGCGCGCAGACCUCCGGCAGCCCGAGCCGCAGCGCGCCUGCCCCGCGGUGAGCCGCCUUCACCAUGGAGCAGCUGAGCGCAGCAAACACCCGCUUCGCCUUGGACCUGUUCCGCGCCUUGAAUGAAAACAAUCCGACUGGAAACAUCUUCAUCUCUCCCUUCAGCAUUUCAUCCGCGAUGGCCAUGAUCCUUCUGGGGACCAGAGGUAACACCGCAGCACAACUGUCCAAGGCUUUUCAUUUCGAUUCGGUUGAGGAGAUUCAUUCAAGAUUUCAGAGUCUGCAUGCUGAUAUCAACAAACGUGGAGCGUCCUAUAUUCUGAAACUUGCUAAUAGAUUAUAUGGAGAGAAAACCUAUAAUUUCCUCCCUGAGUUCUUGGCUUCGACUCAGAAAAUGUAUGGUGCGGAACUGGCCGGUGUGGACUUUCAGCACGCCUCUGAAGAUGCGAGGCAAACCAUAAACCAGUGGGUCAAAGGGCAGACAGAAGGGAAAAUUCCGGAACUGUUGGCUGCAGGUGUGGUUGAUGACAUGACUAAACUUGUGCUAGUGAAUGCCAUCUAUUUCAAGGGAAACUGGCAGGAGAAAUUCAUGAAAGAGGCCACGGAAGAUGCACCAUUCAGACUGAAUAAGAAAGACACAAAAACAGUGAAAAUGAUGUAUCAGAAGAAAAAGUUUCCAUAUGGCUACAUCGAGGACCUCCGGUGCCGAGUGCUGGAGCUGCCCUACCAAGGCAAGGAGCUCAGCAUGCUCGUGCUGCUGCCCAAGGACAUCGAGGACGGGUCCACGGGGCUGAAGAAGAUUGAGGAAGCACUGACUUUAGAAAAACUGCAUGAGUGGACCAAAUCUGGGAAUCUGGGUGUCAUGGAAGUCAAUGUCGGCUUGCCCAGGUUCAAACUGGAAGACAGCUACGUGCUCAACUCUGACCUCGCCCGUCUGGGUGUGCAGGAUCUCUUUCACAGUAGCAAAGCUGAUCUCUCUGGCAUAUCAGGAGCCAGAGAUAUUUUUAUCUCAAAAAUCAUCCACAAGUCCUUUGUGGAAGUCAGUGAAGAGGGCACAGAGGCGGCGGCUGCCACCGCAGGCAUCGCCACCUUCGCCAUGCUGGCGCCAGAGGAGGAUUUCAUUGCCGACCACCCGUUCUUCUUCUUUAUUCGGCACAAUCCCUCAAGCAGCGUCUUGUUCAUGGGCAGGUUUUCUUCCCCGUAGAAGAAAGAGAUGGUGACAAUCCAAAGUCAAGCUUAGAGGUUUAUUACCUGAGUUUUCGGAGGUGAUAAUUUUCAUAUAUCUUUACCAAUAAAACUACUGUCCAGAAACAAACCUUUAAUUUCCUUUGUAAGUUUGGCCUCAUUGGCUUUUUACACCCAUGAAUUUUGGCACAGGUACCUAGUUUUCUUGUUUUACAUUGGAAAAUCCCAGUGAUGGCUUUUGAAUGCAUCAGUUUUUUUAAAAAAGAAUAAAUCAGAUGUUUAGAUUCAUGGCAAUGUAGUAAUGUAUGAAAUUGCUGUACUCUCCUGAUAGCCAUGGGAAAACAUGACAAGAUAGUCAUUUAUUUUACAGCUAGAAUUUUGGUAAGCCAUAACAGACUGACACUCUGACUGUUGAAGACAGAAUUAAAAACAGAUAUUCAAUUGAAAUACAGGAGACUGCCCCAAUUAAGGGCCUAGGUUAUGAAGACAAACUUGGCUUGCCCAAUGUUUUUGUCCUUUUGCUCUGCAGGGUUAGUAUUCUACUACAGUCCUCCAGUUUUUAAACUCUUCAAUUAAAGGGCCACCUGGCCAUAAUGUGUAUUCCCUUUUUUGUUCUCCUUUAUAUAUAAUAUGUAGUUCCUAUGGGAUUGCAUGGAGUGAAGAAGUGGGUGUCUUAUGAUAAAAUAUGCCAGGAGACUAUGAAAAGAAAAUUACAGGGGGAGAAACUUCUAAGCAAAGGGAAGGUGCAAAGAUUUUAUUGUUAACCAUCUUCUUGUGUGUUUUUGAUUGAGGCUCUUGACUUCCUUCAUAGAUGCACGUUGCCAUGGCGAUGCGAUGGCUUUGUGCAAAGCUGUGGUGGGAGAUGGGGUGGGGGCUCUUUUACUUUGUCCAAUGUACUUUCUUUGAAUGGGGCUUGAAAUGCUGCAUUUUCUUGCUCCCAAGGGCUAGUGGGCAUCAUGAGUUAAUAAAGUUUCCUAAGAUUCUGCAA